UGGAGGGGUUGGUUGGGGCAGAGUUGGAGCCGGACUCGGAGGGCGAGAGGGAGGCGCUGCCGGAGCCGGACUCUGAGGGCGAGGGGGAGGCGCUGCGGGAGCCGGACCAUAAGAGGGAGGGGGGGAAGCACAUCGAGACCAACCAGGCACAUCGAGCCAUCUCUCUCGAUGGAGAAAACCAAUCCGUCAGCUGCGCACAUGAAGGCGUUUCUUGCCGAGUUGAACGAUUUAGCUUCUCUGUUGACGGGGAAUACCAAACUAGCAGCUGCUCUCUUUGAUGUCAGAGAGGAAGACGACGAUAAGACGCCGCCCAUCUCAGAGCUCUUCUCGCAUCUGCAGCAAUACCUGUCCGAAUACAGAUCAAAGUUCCUCCAGCUUACAUCUGGUUCUAGAGUUGAUUUCUCAUUGUAUCAGGACUCGGAGGAUGAAGUUGAUUGGGAGCAUCUGGUGGCGACAUACUGGAGAGAAUUCAUUCGAUACAGACAUGACAAGGACUCUGCUGCUCACCUGGAGCUGGAGGAGGAGAUAGAGUCGGUGAAGAAAGCCAAGGAGCAGAUUUUCUUAGAGGAGCAACGGUUCGUCAACUACUCUACGGGGAAGGAGUCAGUAUGCCAUGGAAAUAAUUUCAAAUCUGGCACCAUGUUGAGCCCCAUGCUCUUCACGCACUGCACGCCCGGGUUACCUAUCGAUCAUCUUGGCGCUACCACCGGAACCAGCCUGCAGGUCUUCUCCUUCAAGAUCUCGGAGAUCAAGUGUGACUUGGAGUGGCCGCUCCUUGUGUAUGGAGUGGUCAAUGCCCGAGACAGCGUCGAUUGCAACCGCAACAUUCUCUUCUAUCGGACCAAUAUGAACUGCCAACUACUCACCCGAGAUGAGGCCGUCUCGGGGAAUUCUAGCUAUAAACCCGCUUGAGUUUGAAGUGCAACUAAGGGUGAGGGCAUUUCGAUGUCUCGGGACAAAACCUUGAUCAUGAAGAGAUACCAUUACUCCCAUGGUGAUGGUACUUUUCUUCGUAAUGUUUACUUUGACAAUUGCCUUUGCACAGCUCAGUUAAGCUUGGAACAAAUAGAGAACGCAGUCCAGGCCACUUUCUUGGGUGUCCGCAUCAUUAAAGGAGGAAGUUUCAGUUAUGGAGGACGAGUUGUGAUUAGCCAGGGUUCCACUAUGGAUGCCAAUGAGGUCGUCUUGCUCGAUUCUCGUGGAGAACUGCCAAUGGGCACGGACGGUCACAUUGAUCUGUCAAGGCGUGUGGUUUCUGUUGAAAUAAAUCCAGGGCAUGAAAAUUUAGAAGGCCUGAAAGUUGUCCUUGAAGCAUACUCGGAGUCUGGUCGGGGUAUUGCUGCACAAGGUGAUGUCAUGUUUAAGCCAAAACUUUGCAACAUAAGCCAAGCAACAUGUGACCUUAUUCCCCAGAAAGAAGAAGCUACAUGUGACCUUGGCGGCUAUCAGGUGGAGAUUACUGUUGCUUGGUCUGUCUCUGCUUCAAGCAGGACGUAUUUUUAGGGAUUGCUAGGGAUGGUGCUCAGGCAUGAAUCCUGUUAUGAAGUAUGAUAUCCUGUUUUACCACUGGUUUGUUUGUUGAAGCAUCUGUGUUUUGUAUAACUUAUUUGUGACUGGAUCAGUUAUGUAAGGGAGUACUAGAGUAUAACUUAUGCUGUGUCCUGAUUUGUGCAAUAACUUGUUUGUGUGUCAAGUAUUUGUGUUUUGAUUGUUGCAGCAUCUGUAGUAUGCAAAUGCCUGAACUUGUGCAGAUAUAUAUCAUGUUAUUGCUAGAAAGGGGGCGCGCGAGGCUGACCUGUGGCCC
Molecule: messenger RNA, 1804 nt
Organism: Brachypodium distachyon (stiff brome)
Lineage: Eukaryota; Viridiplantae; Streptophyta; Magnoliopsida; Poales; Poaceae
Exons: 3
Coding region: 169-912 (247 amino acids)
Source: RefSeq, a predicted model, not a curated record